AUGAUUGGAAUUGAGAAGUCUGCGGACUUAUUUGAAAUGAUGAAUAAAAUGUGCGACAAAAGCACCUGGAUGAUUUAAUAAGCAAAUGAGUAUUUACGAGGCUAUGAACCAGUAACUCUGAUUGUUCUAGCCAUUUUGACCUAAAAGUAUCUUAAAAAGAAAGAAGAUGAAGUUAGAGACGGAUUUAGAAAGGAAAUCAAGGGAUGGAGAAAGAACCUUGUUUACAAAUUGCCAUAAACACCAUGGCGUGAAGACACCAUCAUUACUAGAAUGCAAUAAGGUAGUGAACAAGCACGUGCCCACUAUACGGAGGGAGCUAAAAUAUCAGGAGCUGUUUAUACCUCUAAUAUGGAACAUUGGGAUUUCAUUACUGAUGUGAUGAGACUUCAUAUUGAGUCAAAUCCCUUACACAUGAGUGAGUUUGCCUUUGUGGGAUAACUCGAAGCAGAGAUCAUUAGAAUGGGACUAGAGCUAUAUCAUGGGCCUUAAGGUUCUUGUGGUUUGUUGACAUCCGGAGGAAGUGAGAGUAUUUUCAUAUCAUGUCUCGCCUAUAGGUAGCAAGGUAGAAGAAAGGGCAUCACUAAACCGAAUAUAGUUUGCUCAAAUACCGCUCAUGCAGGAUUUGACAAGGCAGCCUUUUAUCUUGCAAUGGAAAUCAGAAAAGUUCCUUUAACUCAUGAUAUGCAAUGUGAUAUCAAAGCCUUAACAUCAAAAAUAGACUCAAAUACCGUCAUGUUAGUUGCUAGUUCACCUGACUAUUCAUUUGGAAAGUAUGAUCCAGUUCCAGUUAUAGCAAAGAUGGCAUAGGAUAGAGGAAUAGGCUGUCAUUCAGAUUGCUGUUUAGGUAGCUUUGUAGGUGUCUUCGCUGAGGAAGCAGGUUUUAAAUAACCUUAUCUUUUCGAUUUCAGAGUUGAGGGAGUCACUUCAAUCUCAUCAGACCCUCAAAAAUUUGGCUAUGGACCUAAGGGAGCUUCACUUUUAAUGUUUAGGGAUAAGAAACUCAGAGAAGGAACAUUCAUCGGAGUGACAGAGUGGAAUGGAGGUAUGUAUGUCACACCCACUGCAGCUGGAAGCAGAUCAGGAGCAGUUAUUGCUGGUACAUGGGCAGCUUUGAUGAAACAAGGAAGAGAUGGGUUCCUUGAAAAGGCAAAAAACAUUUUAACUGCAGCACGAAAAAUGAGAGAUGAAAUCAUGGAAAUCCCCGAUAUAGAAUUAUGUAGCAAUGAUGAUACAUGCGUAGUUAGCUUUACCUCUAAGAAAUACAGUUGUAUUGCAGUUGCUGAUUUAAUGCAAAAUAAGUUUAAGUGGACUUUGAGCAAGCUCCAGAUGCCAGCAAGUGCUCAUUUGAUUGUCACAGAGGCUAACUAUGUUCAUGCCAAUGAUUUCGCUCUUAAUCUAAAAGCUUGCGUCGAAGAACUAAUUGAGCAUCCUGAGUUAAAUAACAAGGGAGAUGCAGCCAAGUACCGUUAAGCUGCCGAAAUCCCAGACAAUAGUGUCUUGAAUCGGGCUCUAUACAUGACUCUUGAUGAGGUCCUUGAAAUUAACAAUUGA
Molecule: messenger RNA, 1551 nt
Organism: Stylonychia lemnae
Lineage: Eukaryota; Ciliophora; Spirotrichea; Sporadotrichida; Oxytrichidae
Source: the annotation of a GenBank genome assembly